AUGGCUGCCUCCAGGAUGCUUCUGGUUCUGCUCUCUAUGGCCCUGCUGGCCCUGACCUCAUCUCAAAGGGUCAAUGAAGAUGAUGAAAAUUCUCUUCAAGAGCAAGUUGGUUAUCUCCAUGCUGGGCUAAAGGAAAUAAAGAACCAUGGUCAAGAACAACUAAGUCAGCAUAGCAAGAAGGCUAAAGAUCUCAUACAAAGGAGAGGGAAGCUCGACCAAGGAAAUGGCCAAGGCGUUAAUCUAGGCUCUGAUGGUGAAGGUUUGAGAGGUCGGAAUCGUCAGAGUCAAAAUCAACAAGGAAGAGGUGGCCAACGAGGACGUGGUCAUGGGGGCCAGAGAGGUGAGAACGGCCAUAAUGCAAAAGGUGAUCAGAAAAUACAACGUGGAAAAGAUGGCAAGAGAAAUCAAAGGGGUCAGUAUGACAGCAUUCCUGGUGACCAGUGA
Microtus oregoni (creeping vole) is the source of this 444-nucleotide messenger RNA. RefSeq names its product repetin-like. Lineage: Eukaryota; Metazoa; Chordata; Mammalia; Rodentia; Cricetidae. The coding region runs from base 1 to 444 and encodes 147 amino acids. The record is from RefSeq and is a predicted model, not a curated record. The transcript has 3 exons.